UUUGGCAACUGUGGCGGUCGCGUGUCAGAGCGGAGGAUGUCCUCUAGUGGCCUAAAGACUAAAGAUAUGCAGCGUCGGUAAAGUUAUUGAAAUUAAUAAAAUGAUUUUUUUUUGUAAUGUACAAUAAAACUAUAUAAGUUACAUAUACACAAUACUAUAUUAUUGUAUAAUUAUAAUAGAAUAUAUAAUUAUUCAGUUUACAUCACCUUCAUAAAUUAAAUAAAAACGGAAAAAAGAAAAAAACACACUGAUGCACAUUCUUAAUUCAAUAUUUUGUAGAUGUAGAGUUAAAAAAAAAUCGUAGAAUUUUAUGUAGAAAAGUUAAAUCGCCAUCUUUUUCCGACCAAAUUUGUGACUUGAACGCACCCGACGUCGUGGUAACGACUUGUCAACUAGUAAGUACGUCCCAGCAGCAGCGUCACGUCCAGGUGUAGUCUAGCACUACGUAAAUGACCCAUACACCUAGAUUUUGUUUACUUUCACUUUAAACAGUCUUUAAACGACUUUGUCAGAUAUGAAGUAGAAGAAGGAAGUCUUAAAAUUCUUACCGGGUUUAAUAAAAUGCUUCAACUCCUAUUUUGCAUUUUAGCCAGAAGUGCAGCAUCUUUUAUAAGCAUACCAAAUGAUCACUUGAUUGCAGUCAGGGGUCAUCCAGCUGUACUGGGCUGUCAUUUUACACCGCACCCUGACCUCUCCAGCCUGACUAUAGUGUGGCAACGCCAGGAGGACUCACAAGUCGUGCACAGCUUCUAUUAUGAACAGAACCAACUAGACCAUCAAAGUCCAGAAUACCACAACCGGACCUCAUUGUAUAUUUCAGAGCUUGGUAAAGGGAAUGCCUCUCUCAGGAUAGAUGGAGUUGGACUGAAGGAUAUGGGUUGGUACCUGUGCAAAGUGAACAACAUCAAUGGGGCAGGAAAAGCCAAAAUAAAACUUAACUAUGGAGCCUUUUACUCUGAGCCCAGGUUGAGCAUUCAUGUGAACUCCACCACAAUAACAGUGCAGUUUGAGACAGAGGGAUUCCCCAAACCUGAGGUGAUCUGGCUGGAUGAAUAUGGCCAGAGUCUCAUUCAUCACCUGGAGCUCCAUGACCAAGCAGAAGAUGGACUUUAUUUAGUUAAGAGCAGAUAUGAGGCCCAGAAGCCAGCAGUUAAUGUCACAUUUACUAAGAACCACCUCCUGAACCAGAACCUUGAGAGACCUGUGAUCUAUGGUAAAGACCUUCACUCUGAAUUUCAUGUGUCAAAAUUUGUGAAUUGUGUAUGUGUGUUCACAGGUUUGACUGUACUUGUGAGGUCCAAAAUGCCUUCACUUUUCAAAAAAGUCAUCAUUAAUAUAUAGUGAAUCUUUCUGAAAAUCAGUCAAUUUCACCUGUAAAUUUACUAUUAAAUCAAAAAGCUCAAUUAAUCUAAAAUGAAUGCAGUCUUGAUAUUAACAAUCUAACGGAUGUGUCUGUUUUAGUUCCAGGAGAUGCUGGAGAUGGAAACAUUGCACUCAUAUUUCUCUCAAUUCUUUGCAUCAUUUUGAUUGGGAUUAUUGCUCACAUGAUGAAAAGCAGAUUUAUUAGCCAAAUGCCAGAUGCUUCAGGAAGCAUUUUUUAACCAGGAUUGAACCAUAGAUAGAUUCUAACCUAUAUAAAGCAAUAUUGGGGUAUUUGAGCUGCAGUGGGCCAUGAGUAUCAGGGUGACUAUAGUAUAAAUCUUUCAACAGUAUGCUUAUCUUUAUAUAUUGUACCUUUGCCAGGGGUGUAUUCCAAAAAGCAGGUUAUGUGACAUACCCGGGUAUGUUUGAGGAUAAGCAAGCGGAUAACCUCAGAUUUCGGUUCCAAAAUCGGAGGUUACUUUCAGGGUAUGUAAGUAACCAUAGUAACUUGCUCUCUGAAGAUAACCUGCUCCAGAGCAGGUUAUGUUCCAGGGUUAGUUCAUUUCAGAACUAUCAGCACAUGCGUGAGAGCCUUCAGUGGGCGUGACAGAUAGCGCACAACAUUAUAUAUUAUUACAAUAUAGUUAAUAUAUAUAUAGUUGUCAAGUCAAGUCAUCUUUAUUUAUAUAGCGUUUUUAACAAUACAGAUUGUUUCAAAGCACUUAACAGUAUCAAAUUGGAGGAUAGAGCGUCAGUAAUGUAUAAUGAUAAGAUUAAACACUCAAUUGUCAGUUAAAGGCAUUUCAUUAUUGAAUUCAGAGAUGUCAUUAUCUAGCUCAGUUUAGUUUAAAUAGUAUAAUUGCUAGAAAUUAAGUUGUAUGAUAUGUUAAUUAUAAAGUGCUAAUAUAAGUAAUAAAUAAUGUAAUAUUAUUCUAAUAUGUUUUUAUAUUUAUUUUAUUGGCAUAUAUUACAGUUAUCUGUAUAAAUUAUAAAACACUUAUGACAAGGUAAUGUUUAAUUUAUUAUAUUAUAUAUAUUUAUUACAGUUUAUAUCUCACACAUCGAUCGGCAUUUUCUAUAAUGUAUUUAUAUAAUAAAAAUACAUGUAUGAUAUGACUUAAUAUAUAAUUAUCAUCAAACAAACAAUAUAAUUCAUAUUUUCAAUUUUAACGAUUAAACGGGGAAAAAAGAAAAAUGAUUGCACAACCAUCAAUUAGGUGGCGAUAUGCACUAAGCAUGUAAACGACCAUUGAAAAAAAGAAGAAAGAAACAGCAUGGCGUGCUUUUUCUUAGCGUCCGUUUCCAUAGUGAUUAGUCACCCUGUUGAGAAUGUCUUGAGUCUUAACCAGGAACAUACUCUGAGUUGAAUGAACUUACUCACAGACGCGUUUUUGGAACCACAUACCUCGAGUAAGCAAGGUUUUGGGUUAAUCAACUGAAAGUUGAGGGUUUAGCUGACGGCAAGUUAACCGUGCUUUCUGGAAAACACCCCAGGCAUGCUGUUUUGUUUUCUGUUUACUUAUUUCAGUUAUCACUUUUCCCCUUUUCACGUUAUCAUGCAAAUUACAAUUGUCAGAGCAUAUCCGUUGUUUAUUUAUUUUUAUUUUUAUUUAUUUAUUUAUUUAUUACAUUUAUUUUAACAUUUAAGUCUAUUUAUAAAAUAUUUAGCUCGUUAGAACACAGCACCCCGCUAAAAAAACCCAAAAAACAAUAGAAGCCCAAUAGAAACCAUACCAGAAAUUCUGAUGGUUUCCAUUAAAAUACCAUUAUAAACCAUUAGCUUUUCCAGUAAAACCAUUGCAAAAUUCCUUUUUGUAGUGUGUUUUGGGCAUUUUUCCAAUAGGAUUUAACAUCCCACCAAUAGAAUCCAUCACAUACCAGUAGACACCAUUAUAGUUUCCAUUAAAACCAAUACAAUUCCCAUUAUAACUAUUAAAACCAUUAGAUUUUCUAUUGUGUUUUGGGCAUGGUUCUAUUGUUUUUUUCAGCAGGGUAAUUACAGCUGACAAAAUGUUUUUAUUUUUAUUUUUAUUUCUAUAGAAUUGUGAUGCUCUGUGAUGUUAAAGUGAAUUGGACAAGGAUUUUGUUCUCUGUUUUUAGAAGAUCAUCUCUAUAAAUAAAUGAUGACAGACUGUGAAGCUAAUUAUUCUGUUCGAUAGAGAUGCUAAACCACUAUGAAAUCUGAGACUUGCUAUAUUUUCUGGAUAUAUUUUCUAAUUAAGCUAUUUAUGAACUUAUGACACAUUGAUUCAAUAAAACAAAUUAGUGACCUGGGA
Molecule: messenger RNA, 3638 nt
Organism: Onychostoma macrolepis
Lineage: Eukaryota; Metazoa; Chordata; Actinopteri; Cypriniformes; Cyprinidae
Product: CD276 antigen
Source: RefSeq, a predicted model, not a curated record